Messenger RNA from Ornithorhynchus anatinus (platypus), 578 nucleotides. It is a transcript of the gene C3H18orf32, whose product is annotated as chromosome 3 C18orf32 homolog. The record is from RefSeq and is a predicted model, not a curated record. Gene Ontology annotation, biological process: positive regulation of canonical NF-kappaB signal transduction. Bases 83 to 325 code for a protein of 80 amino acids. The transcript is spliced from 3 exons. NCBI's taxonomy places the organism in Eukaryota, Metazoa, Chordata, Mammalia, Monotremata, Ornithorhynchidae.
GAGGUGACGUUACCGCCGGAGCAGGAGGAGGAGGAGGAGGAGGAGGCGCCGGCCGUAGUUUGCGGUCUCCAAGCGCGAGGCAAUGGUGUGCAUUCCCUGUAUCGUCAUUCCAGUUUUGCUCUGGGUCUACAAAAAAUUCCUGGAGCCGUAUAUCUACCCUUUAAUAGCUCCUUUUGUUAACCGCAUGUGGCCCAAGAAAGCUGUUCAGGCAACCUCUACCAACAACCAAGGCAAAGGAGAUUAUAAGAAUGUCAGCAACGGAGUCACCAGUGGAAUCUCUUCAGAGGGACCCCCCCCAGAAGCCUGUAACAAAAAGACCGACUAAAGCAAAUCAUUCCGAAAGAUCGCAUUGCUUCAGAAAUGAUAUUCUGUUAUAUGUACUUUGAUGAUGUCUUUAGGCCCCUUUCUAUGAGACCCAAAUAAUGGGCUAAAUAUUUUGGAAAUUCCAAAAUGCGAGUCAAACGUAUAGUAUUUCUAUUUAAAAUGUGUAAAUUAUAUUUAAUAAUCUCAUUCCUAUUCUUUCCUCACUGGAAUAAUUUCCAUCUCUAACUCUGUGAAUAAAAUGAAAUUUUACUCUA